AUGGCCAAAAGCGUCGCCAAAGUCGCAGUGGUGAUAUGCAGCAACAGAAAACCCCGUGCGAACCCCCAAAUCGCCAACUUUGUCCUGGAAGCCAUUGAAUCCACAUACCAAGACCGCUGGUCUCUCGAACCAUCAUUCAAAGUCAUUGAUCUCGCUGAGCGGAACCUCCCGUUCUUCGACGAGCCCGACGUCCCAUCCCAGAUCCAUGACUACACCAAGUACGCCCACGCCCACACCCGCGAAUGGAGUCAAGAAGUCCAAAGCUACGACGCCUUCAUCUUUGUCUGCCCACAGUACAAUUGGGGGUACCCUGCCGUUCUGAAGAACGCAAUCGACUACCUGUACAACGAGUGGAAAGGCAAACCGGCCAUGAUUGUCAGCUACGGAGGUCACGGCGGUGGCCGAGCAGCAGGCCAGCUCAGACAAGUUCUCUGCGGUGUGCACAUGAUCCCCACCAAGAAGCACGUCGAGUUGGCGUUUCCAAGCCGAAGUGUCCUGCUUGAAGCCGCGUACGGCAAAGAUCUUGGUCUUGAUGGGUUCAAUGCCAAAGGAACCUGGGCUUCUCAACGUAAAGAAAUCGGCGAUGUGUUUGCCGAAAUGAUGGAUCUCUUGACAAGCAAUAAAGUCGGAAAGGCUCUCAAGUCAGCAGCCGUCACGUUUGGGUAUGCGAAGGAGGAAUUGCGCAAGAAGUUCAAGAAGGGCUCGACGGCCGGGGAAGCGACUGGCCGAGGUGAGGCACGGAGUGAUGAUGAAUAA
Exophiala spinifera is the source of this 756-nucleotide messenger RNA. RefSeq lists its product as uncharacterized. Gene Ontology annotation, molecular function: oxidoreductase activity; FMN binding. The transcript is spliced from 2 exons. The record is from RefSeq and is a predicted model, not a curated record. The coding region runs from base 1 to 756 and encodes 251 amino acids. Lineage: Eukaryota; Fungi; Ascomycota; Eurotiomycetes; Chaetothyriales; Herpotrichiellaceae. Gene Ontology annotation, cellular component: cytosol.